Pelobates fuscus (common spadefoot toad) is the source of this 1136-nucleotide messenger RNA. It is a transcript of the gene CDX2, whose product is annotated as caudal type homeobox 2. The transcript has 3 exons. Gene Ontology annotation, molecular function: DNA-binding transcription factor activity, RNA polymerase II-specific; RNA polymerase II transcription regulatory region sequence-specific DNA binding. Gene Ontology annotation, biological process: animal organ morphogenesis; regulation of transcription by RNA polymerase II; anterior/posterior axis specification. Bases 42 to 797 code for a protein of 251 amino acids. Gene Ontology annotation, cellular component: nucleus. The record is from RefSeq and is a predicted model, not a curated record. Lineage: Eukaryota; Metazoa; Chordata; Amphibia; Anura; Pelobatidae.
GGGUGAGCCAGUAUGCAACCGGCUGCCAAACCUCUACCACCAUGUAUGUGAGCUACCUUCUGGAGAAGGACAUUGCCAUGUACCCUGGAUCUAUGCGUGGCCACCCUGGGCUCCAAAACUACCCCACUGCCCCCCAGUACCCUGACUAUGGGGGGUACCAUGCAGUGAGUCUGGACUCUGCAGCGCCUUCUUCAGGAUUAUCAGCCUGGAUCAGCCCCUAUGGGGCGCCAAGGGAGGACUGGAGCCAUUCAGCUUACUCCUCUGGGCACACUUCCAUUAACCCUUCUCCAGGGGGGAGUCUGGGUUACAGCCCUGCUUCUGACUAUCCUCCUGGGCAGGGGCAAGGACCUACCUGUGUUGGGCUUUUGCCAGGAGGGCAUCAGCCUCCCCUCUCUCCAGAGGCGGCAGAAGGACAUAGGAGGCAUCACUAUGAGUGGAUGAGAAAGCCAGCCACCCAAGGAAACACUGGCUCAAAAACCAGGACGAAGGACAAGUACCGCGUGGUGUACACCGACCACCAGAGGCUGGAGCUGGAGAAGGAGUUUCACUACAGCCGGUUUAUAACGAUAAGGAGGAAGGCAGAGCUGGCUGUCAAUCUGGGGCUCUCUGAACGGCAGGUGAAGAUCUGGUUCCAGAACAGAAGAGCGAAGGAGCGGAAGGUCAACAAGAAGAGGAUUCAGCUGAGUCAGACUGGCCAGGAAGGACCAGAUGGACUUAGUCCAGUGACUCCUAUUAGCCAUAUGAUGCCUUUGUCCAGUAGCAGUGUAGGUCCCUUGCCAAAUCCUAUCACACACUGAUAAUUGGCCACCCUUAUCUAUGACUAUAAUCCAUAAAUGAAAGGAGGUCAGGUUAAACCUGGGAUCUAGGCCACUGAUUGCCUGGGCAUACUGGAAAUGAAGGAAAUGGUGGACACACUGUGGAAUGCCAGGGUCAUAGAAGUCCACUGGAUGGAAGAGAAGACGCUCUGACCAGGCUCUUGUCGAUCCACAGCUGUUGACGCCAGGACUUGCACUUUAUUCCACUCAACUGGAGGUGACAUCAUGAGAUAAAAAGGGUUUUUCUCAAGCCUUUAUAACUUUUGUUCGUAUUUUUUUUUUUACAACGAUGUCAAAGACAGAGUUUCAAAUGAUUGUUAA